This is a messenger RNA of Micropterus dolomieu (smallmouth bass), 3308 nucleotides long. RefSeq names its product chromodomain helicase DNA binding protein 1-like (gene chd1l). The transcript has 25 exons. Lineage: Eukaryota; Metazoa; Chordata; Actinopteri; Centrarchiformes; Centrarchidae. Bases 67 to 3114 code for a protein of 1015 amino acids. Gene Ontology annotation, biological process: chromatin remodeling; DNA repair. Gene Ontology annotation, molecular function: DNA helicase activity; ATP binding; ATP-dependent chromatin remodeler activity. Gene Ontology annotation, cellular component: nucleus. The record is from RefSeq and is a predicted model, not a curated record.
UGUAGCUGAACACAACAAACACUGAGGAGUCGCCUGUCUGUGAUACUUCAUACUACGUCUGGAAACAUGACAGAAAUUUUGUUGAAAAUAAAAAACAGCGUAGCGGAAAAGAAGAAGACGGCCGUAGCUCAGAGCGACUUGCAGAAGUUGGGUUUAAGAGGGAUACAGCUGAGACCUUACCAGCUGGAUGGCGUGCAGUGGUUAACCCAGUGCCUGAAGAACCAGCAGGGAUGCAUUUUAGGAGAUGAGAUGGGUCUGGGAAAAACCUGUCAGACGAUCUCUCUGCUGGUGUACAUGUCAGGAGCUCUCGGCAGGAAAGGUCCAUUCUUGGUGCUGAGUCCUCUUUCUGUCAUGGAGAACUGGCGGAGGGAGUUGGAAUGCUUCGCCCCAUCUCUGACUGUGCUGUGUUACAAGGGGGACAAAGAGAGACGGGCUGAACUUCAGAGGGAAACACAGGAUGUUCAUGUUCUGCUCACUACAUAUGAGCUGUGUCUAAAAGAUGCUUCAUUCUUGAGACGGUGGAACUGGAAGGUGCUUGUGGUAGACGAAGCUCACAGACUGAAGAACCAGAAUUCACUAUUGCACAAAACCUUGACACAGUUCUCAGUUGGUUUCAGAGUCCUGCUGACAGGGACUCCCAUCCAGAACAACCUACAGGAGCUCUACUCCCUGCUGAGCUUCAUUCAGCCCAGCAUCUUUACAGCUGAUGAGACGGACGACUUCGUCAACUCUUACUCUGAUGUACAAAGUCAACCUGCUCUUGCUGCUGAGCUGCAAAGUGUCCUGGAGCCCUUCCUCCUGCGUAGAGUCAAGUCAGAAGUAGCUGUGGAUCUGCCGAAGAAGACGGAGUUGGUGGUCUACCACGGCAUGUCUGCUCUGCAGAAAAAAUACUACAAAGCCAUUCUGAUGAAGGAUCUGGAGGCUUUUGGAAAUCAGCAAAGUAACAAGAACCGACUGCUUAACAUCUUGAUGAACCUGAGAAAGUGUGUUGACCACCCAUACCUGUUUGAUGGGGUGGAACCGGAGCCUUUUGAGAUAGGGGAGCAUCUCGUUGAAGCCAGUGGGAAACUUUGCCUUUUGGAAAGCAUGCUGACUUACCUUCACAAAGGGGGACAUCGGAUACUGUUGUUCUCUCAGAUGACGAGGAUGCUGGACAUACUUCAGGAUUACAUGGAGUACAGAGGUUAUAGCUAUGAACGACUGGAUGGAUCCGUCCGAGGGGAAGAACGAAAUCUAGCCGUGAAGAACUUCAGCAGCAAAGAUAUCUUUGUCUUUCUUCUCAGCACUAAAGCAGGAGGAGUGGGCUUGAACCUUACAUCUGCUGACACAGUCAUUUUUAUGGACAGUGACUUCAACCCUCAAAAUGACCUGCAGGCUGCUGCACGCUGCCAUCGGAUUGGUCAGAACAGGCCUGUGAAAGUGAUUCGCCUACUGGCAAGAGACACUGUGGAGGAAAUAAUGUACUCUCGUGCUGUGUCCAAGUUGCACCUUACCAACACUGUUAUUGAAGAAGGACGCUUCUCUUUGUUGGACCAAGCUCAUUCAGCUGCUGCAGGACUGCAGCUAAGUGAGAUCUUGAAGUUUGGGGUAGAUAAGCUUUUGUCAUCCGACGACAGCUCUGUGCAGGAUGUGAAACUGGAGAAGAUCCUCGGUCCAUCAUGUGAUGGUCAGUGGCUGGAUGACGAAGACUUUACCUCUCUCAGAGAAGAGGAUGAGGAAGAAGAGAGCAGCUCUGAAUGUGACAGGCAGAACCACAUGUACUGCUUUGAGGGGAAAGACUACAGUAAGGACCCCAGCUCUGAAGACCAGAAAAGCUUUGACCGUUUGUUAGAUGAGCAGCUGGCUGAGUUCCAGAGAGCUGCAGGGGAGGGACGAGCUCUACGACACAAAGCUGGACUUUCACUGUCUGUAGCCCUUGGCAUUCCAACGAGGAAGAGGAAACCUCUUACUGAGGCUGAGCUGGAGCUGAGGCGCCAGAAAAGGGAGGAGGCUGCAGCCAAGAGAGCCAAAAUUCAGGAGGACGUGAAGAAGAAGCAACAAGAGCAGAAAUAUAAGAAAAAAAUGGCAUGGUGGGAGUCUUGUGGCUACAGAUCACUAUGCCUGCCGUCUGUGGACAGUGAAGAAGAAGAAGAAGAAGAAGAUGACAGCAGCGUGUGCUCCACAGACUCUGACAGCACGGCCAUCCACUAUGUUCUAGGGGAUGUUACUCAUCCUCACGCCGCUCAAAAAGAUGCUAUCAUUGUCCACUGUGUUGAUGACUCAGGCCGGUGGGGCAGGGGAGGCCUGUUUACGGCUCUAGAGGUGAGAUCGGAUGAACCACGAAAGAAGUAUGAGUUGGCUGGCAAGAUGAAAGAUUUGGACCUUGGAAACGUGCUGCUCUUCCCCAUUGAUGACAAACAGUCCAGAUUAGAUGGCCAGGAUCAAUUGGCCCUGAUAGUGGCACAGCAAAGAGACAAAGCGAACAACUUGUCUGGGAUCCUUCUAACUGCUCUGGAUGAAGGUCUGAAGAAGAUUUACGCUGCAGCCAAAAGAAAUAAGGCAAGCGUACAUCUUCCUCGCAUAGGUCACUCCACCAAAGGCUUCAACUGGUAUGGCACCGAGAGGCUCAUCAGGAAACACCUGGCUUCCAGAGGCAUCCCCACAUUCAUAUACUAUCACAGCAGAACAGCAAAGAACACAGCUUCACCUCAGGCAUCCACUUCUACGACCCUAAUGUCAACAUCUUCUCCUGAGCCGCAGUUGCGUAACUCAAACAGGUUGACUGACGAGACGGAGGCAGAAAGCCUCAGCCUCUCAGCUCCCCACCAGAGCCCUGGCCCCGCAGAGCUACCCAGUUUCAUGAGGGGAGUCCGUGUGUUUUUCUACAACCUGCCUGCAUCAGAGAGGAAGAGGCUGGCCCGCUACCUUAUUACUUAUGAUGGAGAUGAAGAGGAGAUCAUGAGUCCGGAGGUCACCCACAUAGUUGCAGAGGUGGAGAGCAGCCUCCACUCACAGGAGCUCCAGGAUCUGGUGCGUGAGUACACUCAGGCUGUCCCUGUGCAGAAGGCCUGGCUAGAGUCCUGCUUCUCCAAACAACAGAAAGUCAACACUGCACUGUUCCUACAUCUGUUCUGAUAACACUGUGUUUCACUGUGUGUUUGUUUUUUUAAAAAAAGUGUGAAGCUCAAAUGAACUGAAUGAACUCAGGUGGCUGCUUGAAAAUAUACUAAAUGUCAAAUAAUUUGAAAACAGUCUGCAAUCAUUGAUUCAUAUGUGAAAUCAGGAGUAAAUAAACAAACACCUCUCUGUGCUGGAGGUUUGUGUUCACA